Drosophila kikkawai is the source of this 2579-nucleotide messenger RNA. RefSeq lists its product as uncharacterized. NCBI's taxonomy places the organism in Eukaryota, Metazoa, Arthropoda, Insecta, Diptera, Drosophilidae. The record is from RefSeq and is a predicted model, not a curated record.
UCGGAUCCGGCACAGUCAUUCUGCAAACUUCGGAGCGUUCGGUUGUCAAGUUUCCCGUUGUUCCCGUCGUUCUCUUUUCCUCGAUUUCAGCUCUUCGCUCUUCUCGCACACACACACACGUACGCGCACACACACUCAGGCAGGAAGGCAAAGAGAGGGUGGAGCAGCGAGAGGAGGCGACUUUUCGGUCGAAUUUCCCUGCAUUUGUUAUUGUUGCUGUAGCUGUGGCCCAGCUGUAUGUACCCAGUGUGCGUCAGUGUGUGUGUGUUUUUUCUGGACGUUCAAAGCGAAUUCCCUUUUCCGUCUGCGGCGCACGUCAGCCAGUUCGAGGAAAAACAGUUAGAAUCCAUUUGGAGGAACUGAAAUCCAAGAGAAACCAGCGUAACCCAGAGGAGCUAGCCACGUCCACCAGCGACGACUACUAAUCAUGGCCGACAACAACUGCCCAAAGUGCAAAAAAUCGAUCGUCGCCAAGGAGGCGGCCACCACGAGCAUCGCCUGCAGCGGUGAGGAGUGCCGCCGGCGCUUCCACCGCACGUGCGUCAACAUAGAUGACGCGGUGUUCGAAGCCAUCCAGAAAAACUCGAUGGUCUCGUUCCACUGCGACGAGUGCAAAAAUCAAUCGCCUCGCAGCUUCGCCUCCAAGCUGCAGACCAUCGAGGAGAAGGUGAACAAGGUGUCCAAUGGCGUCAAUCAGAUCCAGGGCCGGAUGUACCAGCAGUACUUCCAGUUUGGCAAUCAGCCACUCCAGGCUCUGGGCGCUGGUUCCGGCGGCAUGGGUCCCGGCGUUGGCCCUGGCGGUCCCGGCGGUCUCGAUGGGAAGAAGCAUCCGCAGCAGAACAACCUCAUCGUGGUCGGCAACAACUGCAACUCGGACCGGCUGCAGGUCGUCUGCGACUAUGGCCGCUGGGUGCAGGUGGGCAAGUUUGCCACCAAUACCAGCGAGGAGGACGUGAUCGAUCAUCUGGCCGAGGAGCUGAAGAUCAACAAGAACCUGGUCAAGUGCACCAAGCUGGUGAAGAACGACGCCAACCUGUCGCAGCUAUCGUACUGCAAGUUCAAGAUCUCCAUUCCGGACUACCGCUUCAAUGAGCUGUUCAACGAGGCGAUCUGGCCCAGCGGCGUCAUGGUCAGCCCCUUCACGCCGCGCUCCCAGCUUAACCAGAAUCGCCUCUAGAGGGACGGGCCCGGCGGCCGGGAGAGCGGUGACCGGGCCAGGGUGAAGCAGUGAGGAGCAGCUGGACCAGGGGAGCGGAGCGGUAGCACAGAGGAGCAGGAGAGCGCAUGCGCGGGGAGCAGGGUGGAAGGGGGAGGAACUGCAUCGUAGCCUGGCAAGUUGCCCGAGGGUUGCUAGCCACCACUGCUGCAGUCGGCAAACAAUACAGGAGAGGCACCCAACACCCAAUACACCGCCAAUAGAACCCCGCUCUCGCUGGAGGAGCAGGAGCCGGAGCAGGACUGGGCGACCGCUUCGUAGGCACCCAUUUUUUGCUAAUUUUCGACACUCGAAAACAAUGUCUAGAUCUUUAAAAGCUUACAGAACCUAUCUAAUGGAAAAGCAAACAGCGUAUUUAUUGAAUUAACUUUGAAAAUGCAUUUUAAAAUGUUUUAGCGUUGCGUAAAUAACAACAAAUCGAAUCGAAUCGAGUCGAUAUUGUGUAAUGAGAUCGAUAAGGAAAACCAAAAGUAUUUUAAUGGCAAAACUCACAAGUAAAAUAGAUGUGAAAAGCAAACAAAAUAUUAGUCAUUUAUGCAUAACUGUCGUACUUAAAUUAAAGUAAACCAAAAAGCAAACAAAAACAAAGAUCAAAUCCAAGCUAAGCGUAUUUAAAAACCACAGACACACCGCGAACGAUGAUUAUUCCGAUUAUAUUCCCAUUUGAUUUUUUCCAAAAAACACACACUUCCAGAGUUCGUUAUACUAUACUUUCCCCGAACAAAAAGUCUGUAGACAUUUUAUUACCACGUAUGCAGGUGCGAUAUUUCUAGCACAUUAUGUACUUAAUCGUAACCAAUAUCAAAAGUAUAUUCAACCAGACGACAACGGCUUAUAUUGUAUUCGUAAAUGUAUGUAGUUUGAGGCAUUUUCAAAGCUUGUUCCUGUUCCCAAAAAGUUUGGACAUUUUGCGAACCACUGCACAGGACAGGACAGGACACACUGGACACUGGCCAGCAGCUAGACCCAUUCAAAUUCAGACCGGAAUAUACAUAUAUGUGUUUGCGUUUCCAAGGGGCGUGUAUUCAGACCGAGAGGAGUUACCACAAUGCACGUUCCACCCGACGCGGUCUCCCCGCUGUCGAAACGAAGCUGGGAAAAUCUGUUGCAAUAAUAACUCAAUGAUCGAGUAUAAUGGAUGUACAUUUCGUAACUGAUAUAUUUUUUUACGCGACCCGCGUCGCUCCACACCAAUCCGACAGCAAUAUUCCGUGGGCUCCACGCCAAGCGAUCCGAACAGAACCGUAGAUAUUUACGCAAGAGUCAGCAGACGAAAUGUAAAACACACAUAUAUUAUAUAUUUAGUAUACAACAAUAUGCAUGCAUGUAUUUAUGUCAACUUUUUCAAAUAAAUUCUACAACA